Molecule: messenger RNA, 2111 nt
Organism: Vollenhovia emeryi
Lineage: Eukaryota; Metazoa; Arthropoda; Insecta; Hymenoptera; Formicidae
Gene: Rab21
Product: ras-related protein Rab-21
Exons: 4
Coding region: 279-935 (218 amino acids)
Biological process (GO): Rab protein signal transduction
Molecular function (GO): GTP binding; GTPase activity
Source: RefSeq, a predicted model, not a curated record
UUCGCCGCUUUCGUUAUAUUUGGCGCGUGCCAUGUGCCAGCCACGUGGCGUCGCCGUCCCGGGUACAGCCGGGAGGAGGCAUGCACGUAACUCAAUAGGAGCGGGCGAAAGUGCACGAUACAGAUUAAGAAAUAGCAAAAAUAGAGCUGCUAUCCGUAGAAUCGGCGUAGCGCGAUGCGUGUCCCAGUCGGCCGUUCUCGCCCGAGAUCACUGGUGUCUCGAGCGCUAAAAUUAGCGACCGUUCGCGCGCGGCGCACGGGCAGGAUGCCUCUCCAAGGAUGUGGCGCUCUUCGAACGUUGGACCCGAUCGCGCCGGGCUUCGCAUCCCCGGCGUCCUGAACGCCUCCGUGAGUGGCCUCGACGAGGCGUCGUUCCUGAACAAGAAGCUGAAUAUCAAUGGAAAGAGGGUGAACUUGGCGAUAUGGGACACCGCCGGGCAGGAGAAGUUUCACGCCUUAGGACCAAUUUACUACAGAAUGUCCAAUGGUGCCAUUCUCGUUUAUGACAUCACGGACGAGGAUACCUUCCAAAAGGUGAAGAACUGGGUGAAGGAGCUUAAGAAGAUGUUAGGUAGUGAAAUUUGCCUGGCGAUAGCGGGCAAUAAAGUGGACCUGGAGAAGGACAGAAACGUUGCCAUAGAGGAAGCGGAAGAGUACGCCAAGCAAGUGGGCGCUAUGCAUUUCCACACCUCGGCCAAGUUGAACCAGAAUAUCGAGGAGAUGUUUCUGGACCUGACGCAGCGCAUGAUGCAACGCGCGGACGAGGCCGAGCAAAAGUCCACGCUCACGAGGACCAACAGCACGCGUCGCAACGUCGUGAUGGUCGAGGACGAGGUAGAACAGACUCAGCCGAGUAGAAGUUCCUGCUGCGGCGGCGGUGGCGGCGGCGGCGGCGGCGGCGGCGGCGGCAGCGGCGAUAACGGCGGCUUUUCGUAGACCGUUAAGAUCAAUUUACAUUCGGUUCCAGAUGCAAGGUCUAAUUUCGAUAAUCCACGAACUAUGUACGGGAUGGUGUGUCCCAAAUGUGACAAAUUUGCAAAUACUAAUUUGUUACGUUACAAAUGCUUUAUCUUGUAUGUGUUUGUAGACGAGUGCGUUACGUAUGAAUGUGCACGUGUAUGCCUAUAUAUAUAUAUGUAUGUAUAUUUUUAGCUGCGACAAUUCUUGGAUUAGCAAAGAUACGUUAAUUUCUAUACUUGUAUAUUGAUGACGUAAGCCAUUGUGACUUCGUGCCGGACAGACAAAAGUUUUCGAGGCAGAUUUCGCACACGCCACUUCAUUGAGGGGAAGUAAAUUGUUAAUAUUUUCGAUAAUGACUUUUUAGAUGUGCAGACACACACACACACACACACACACAUCGUAUAGCUACGGCCUUUCAUUCGCGAAUAUUGUCAGACGGGGCCUUUUUCCUGGCGGGUUCGCGCUCGAGUAUCUUGGUCAACUUUAGACCAAAAAGAGAUGGUCCAGUGAGUCCUAUUAGUUUUCGAAGUUUAGCUUAGAUUAACUACGAAGCGAUACGUAAUGUCAUCAUUUCUUUCAAUGGAUCUUUAUACUUGUGCAUUUGGAUCGUGAACAUUCCAGGUAGUUUCUUUUCUCAACUAUGGCGCGAAUGGAAUGCUGUUCAGUUGCUUAAUUGCUAUCGGAACGGAGACAAAAUAAUUUGGUGAUCUACAUUGUUGUCUCGAGUGCCUCACUUUCAGUGUAGUCGCAAAAAUUUUAUAAGAGCAAGAGAGCAACAGUCUCGUCCUAAAUAAUCGGUUUCACUCUCCUGUUGUUACGUUCAAAUUUUCGAUACGCCUACAUCCGCGCAAUCCAAAAAUUGCUGCAAGCUGAUUAAGGGUUUAGCGAAUUGUUGGACGGUCUUGUCGCGAAACGAGGGCAUUUUUCAAGGAAGAGCAGAGAACAGCCUGCGGCUUUUACCCAAAACAAUUCAGAUUAAUGUACAUAUUAAGUGCCGAUGAAUUUAUUGUACAAUAUAUUGAUUUAGAUCGUAUUUAAGUAACACGCAAUAUGUUUAUUCAUCUGAAAUUGAUAUAAAUUAGUGAUACAAGAGUGUUGUUUAAAUUAUUGUUACUGUAAGUUAUUUUAUGAACAUAAAAUGGUAACUUGUAA